AAAAAAACCCUCAACCAAGCAACUCUCCUCACCAUUUCAACAUCAUUACUCUAUUUUUAUUGCAAAAUAAGUUUAUCACAUUUUCUCAAAAAAAGAAAAGAAACUACUUUAAAAAAGAAAUGCACAUUGGAUACCAAAAUUUCUCUUUCAACUUUCUACAUACACAAAUUCAACUAAACCACAUACCCUCAUUAUUUAUUCUUUUUUUCAUGAUCAAGUCACUAUGUUUCUCAAACCCAUAUGCUUAUUGAUAUACCUUCUUUCUAUGCUCUCUCACUCUAUGUCUACUAUUAUCACUUAUAAAGUACAUUCUAUUAUCUGCUUCAUUUUUUCAAGCUUUUUCUCAUUCACCUUUGUCUCUUAUAUCCCCCACCCCCAUUAGCUUAAAAUAAACUUAUUUUGCCUUUAACGAAUAGCCUAUUUCACACCUCCUUUCUUUUUCUGUCUUAUCGACUUGUUGUGCGCGCAUUUCAUGUGCACAAAAGAAAGGGGACAAAGCGAACAUGCGCACACACACUUUGUCAAAUUUUGUGCUACAAAUUAUCUUUAUCACGCUGACCAAAUGCUCUCUUUCUCGUGUGACGCUGUAGGAUGUGUGUGGUCCAAAAUAGUAAUAAAGUCUUACAAACCUAUCGACGCCCAAGGGUCUUUUUUUUUUUUUUUUUUUUU
Molecule: messenger RNA, 669 nt
Organism: Mycotypha africana
Lineage: Eukaryota; Fungi; Mucoromycota; Mucoromycetes; Mucorales; Mycotyphaceae
Exons: 1
Coding region: 224-382 (52 amino acids)
Source: RefSeq, a predicted model, not a curated record